Drosophila obscura is the source of this 1531-nucleotide messenger RNA. RefSeq lists its product as uncharacterized. Bases 249 to 1241 code for a protein of 330 amino acids. The transcript is spliced from 4 exons. The record is from RefSeq and is a predicted model, not a curated record. Lineage: Eukaryota; Metazoa; Arthropoda; Insecta; Diptera; Drosophilidae.
GCACUUGCCAGUCUUCGGUUCGAGCUCAGUCAAGUCGCAUUCAGAGAAAGAGGCGCAGGCGCAGCCGAAAACGAAAAAACAGACAGCGAGAUACACAGUGUUCAUAGAGUCGUUCUCUCUCUGUCCCUCGCCCAAGAGACCCAGACGAACAGCUCGAGUCGCGAGUGUGGCAUUGCUUUUGGACCAAACUCCAAAACAAACAACGAAUUUGAAUUUAACAUUUGAUCUUGCUGAAAAGAGAUGUCAUAAUGGAGCCAAUGACCAUGCUGGUGUUGGCCUUCCAGCUGCUGGCCCUCUUCUCGAUCGCCGGGGCGCUGCUCAUCUAUCUAAUUUGCAAGGUGCGGGAGGACAGCGAGGCGGCCACCGUGGAGGCCCAGCCGAGCCGGGUGGUGCUGGUGACGAGCGCGGACACGGCCCUGGGACUGCAGCUUUGCACCCACUUGGCCAACAAGGGGUGCCGCGUCUUCGCCGGCAUGAAGGAGGCUCACGAUUCCCUACCCGCCAAGCUCCUUUGUGGCUGGAUGAAGAUCCGCGAGUACAGCGAAGAGCCCAUCGCCGGCACCAUCAUCCCCAUGCGCCUAGAUGUGACCCGAGAGGAUGUGCUGCGCGAGGCCACGGUGGCCAUGGGCGCCCACCUGAACGCCGAUGAGCGCGGCAUCGCCGCCGUGAUCAACACCAGCGGUAGCGUGUUCCGGGGCCGGGUCGAGUCGCAAGACGUGCAGCAGUGGGAGCACAUGCUGAAGACCAACAUCCUGGGCACGCUGCGUGUGGCCAAGGCCUUUGUGGGCUUCCUCCGGCCUACGCGCGGUCGUCUCCUCUAUCUGGGCGGAGCCGGCGGCACGCGGACGGGUUCAGCGCUAACGGGCGGCGAGGGAUUGGUGGCCUUCAAUGCAUCGCGCGUGGCCGUGGACAAGUGCGCCGAGGAGCUGCGCAAGGAGCUGCAGCCGUACGGCGUCAGUGUAGUGGCGCUGGACACCUGCGGAAUGACAGCCGAGUCCCUCUACAAGGCCCCCGUGGCACAGACGAUGUCGGCGAGUGCCGGAGCACCUACUCAGUAUACGGCGGACGUGCUGAGUCCCAGUGCCCUGCAGGUGAUCGAGCGGGCACUGUGGGACUUUGCCCCACAGGAUCGCUAUACGCUUCUCACCCACAACAAGUAUCAAUUCACGUUGCCAUGCCGCUCCUCGUUGCGUCUCCAGCGGCCGGCAGCUGCAACCGAGUCUGCGACGCAAUCCGUUUAAAUCCGUGCUUUGUCUCGGUCUCUAGCUUCAGCUGCCUCCUGUACAUACGUAUCCCCGCUGCAGUCUCUUCUCCUGCUCCUGCUGUCGUCUAACAACGCUAACCAUGUUUUUUGUUUAAUGAUAUUUCUUCCUUUGGAAGGCUUUUUAUACAUACAUACAUAUACAAUAAUAUAUAUUUUUUACUCGUUUUCGCAUACACUUUGACGGUGCACUUUUGACGGACAACAUACAUAAGCACUGAAUGAUACGAGCAAUGAAAAAUGAAAAUAAAUCUUUGUGCUAAUCUAAAA